AUCCACCACCAGCACAAGACUGAAAAUGAGUCUCCAAACGGCUAUCUCUGCUCCAUCCUUUCUAUCCUCAUGCUCCGGUUACCGGCUCAAAUUCAAUCCUCUUUUCUUCCCUAACUUUAGCUUCUCCCGCUGUCGUUCCAACCGUCUCGGGCGCAGAAACUUCGCAGUUUUUGCAUCAGAGAAUAGUGUUUUCACUUCUCCGGAGAUGGACAAGUCGUUCGACUUUACUUCCGAGGAACGGAUUUACAAUUGGUGGGAGUCUCAAGGAUUUUUCAGACCAAAGUUUGACCAGGGAACUGAACAUUUUGUCAUACCUAUGCCACCGCCUAAUGUUACUGGAUCACUGCACAUGGGGCAUGCAAUGUUUGUAACUCUUGAGCUCUUGGAUGAUCUGCUGAGCUCUGAAUUUUUAGAUAUUGAUAUCAUGAUUAGGUACAAUCGUAUGAAGGGAAAACCAACACUUUGGCUUCCUGGGACUGAUCAUGCUGGUAUUGCAACUCAGUUGGUUGUGGAAAGAAUGUUGGCAUUUGAAGGAAUGAAAAGGGUGGAAUUGGGAAGAGAUGAGUUCACCAAACGAGUUUGGGAGUGGAAGGAGAAGUAUGGUGGAACCAUAACAAAUCAGAUUAAGAGACUUGGGGCUUCUUGUGAUUGGAGUAGAGAGCACUUCACCCUGGAUGAGCAGCUAAGUCGAGCUGUUAUUGAGGCCUUUGUCAGGCUUCAUGAAAAGGGUUUAAUCUAUCAAGGUUCGUACAUUGUUAACUGGUCUCCUAAGCUACAAACUGCAGUUUCAGACCUGGAAGUGGAAUAUUCUGAAGAACCUGGUAUUCUGUAUUAUAUUAAGUAUCGUGUUGCUGGGGGUUCAAGGAGUGAUUUUUUGACAAUUGCAACAACACGCCCAGAGACUUUGUUUGGCGAUGUGGCUGUUGCAGUGCAUCCUCAGGAUGAACGUUAUUCAAAGUACAUUGGUCAAAUGGCAAUUGUACCUAUGACAUAUGGCCGUCAUGUCCCUAUUAUAUCUGAUAAGUAUGUUGAUAAAGACUUCGGGACAGGUGUGUUGAAGAUAAGCCCUGGGCAUGAUCAUAAUGACUACCUUCUUGCUAGAAAGCUUGGUCUCCCACUACUUAAUGUGAUGAACAAGGAUGGGACGCUUAAUGAGGUUGCUGGGCUGUACUGUGGUCUUGAUCGAUUUGAGGCACGGAAAAGACUGUGGUCCGAUCUUGAGGAGACUGGUUUAGCUGUAAAAAAUGAACCCCACACUUUAAGGGUUCCCAGAUCACAACGUGGUGGAGAAGUAAUAGAGCCACUAGUUAGUAAGCAGUGGUUCGUAACAAUGGAACCCUUAGCAGAAAAGGCACUUCAUGCAGUUGAAAAGGGAGAACUGACCAUUAUGCCUGAAAGAUUUGAGAAGAUAUAUAAUCAUUGGUUAUCAAAUAUCAAGGAUUGGUGUAUAAGCAGACAGCUUUGGUGGGGUCACCGCAUACCAGUUUGGUACAUUGCUGGAAAAGACUGUGAAGAAGAGUAUAUUGUUGCUAGAAGUGCUGAUGAAGCCCUUGAAAAAGCAUACAAGAAGUAUGGAAAAGAUGUAGAAAUUUAUCAGGAUCCAGAUGUUCUUGACACUUGGUUUUCAAGUGCUCUGUGGCCUUUCAGUACUCUUGGGUGGCCAGAUACAUCAACUGAAGAUUUCAAGAGGUUUUAUCCAACAACAAUGCUUGAAACUGGGCAUGACAUAUUGUUCUUCUGGGUUGCGAGGAUGGUGAUGAUGGGAAUUGAAUUCACAGGCAAAGUUCCCUUUUCAUAUGUAUAUCUUCAUGGUCUUAUCCGGGAUUCACAAGGGCGUAAAAUGUCUAAAACAUUGGGCAAUGUAAUUGAUCCUAUUGAUACAAUCAAGGAGUUUGGUACUGAUGCUCUACGUUUCACACUUUCUUUAGGAACUGCUGGUCAGGACCUCAAUUUAUCUACUGAGAGGCUGACAGCUAACAAGUCCUUCACAAACAAAUUAUGGAAUGCUGGCAAGUUUGUUCUGCAGAAUCUACCUAGUGAAGAAAAUGUAUCUGAUUGGGAAAUUAUGCUUGAUUAUAAGUUUGACACAGAAGAAUCUCUUCUUAAGCUACCUCUUUCAGAAUGUUGGGUGGUCUCAAAACUUCAUACUCUUAUAGAUGUGGUCACUGAGAGUUAUGACAAGUUUUUCUUUGGUGAUGUUGGAAGAGAGACAUAUGACUUCUUUUGGAGUGACUUUGCUGAUUGGUAUAUUGAAGCCAGUAAAGCUCGCCUUUACCACUCUGGAGAUAAUACAGUUGCUUUAGUUGCACAAGCAGUCCUCCUGUAUGUUUUUGAGAACACACUGAAAUUGCUACAUCCCUUUAUGCCAUUUGUAACUGAGGCAUUGUGGCAGGCACUCCCAAAAAGAAAAACAGCUCUGAUAGUAUCUGCUUGGCCACAUACUUCUCUUCCGAGGCAUGCAAACUUGAUAAAACGAUUUCAGAAUUUGCAAGCUUUGACUCGAGCAAUUCGAAAUGCUAGAGCUGAGUACUCUGUUGAACCAGCAAAGCGAAUAUCUGCAUCAAUUGUUGGCAGUGAAGAAGUUAUACAGUAUAUAUCUAAAGAGAAGGACGUUUUGGCUCUUCUAUCAAGGCUAGAUCUGCAAAAUAUCCAUUUUACAGAUUCUCCUCCAGGGGAUGCAAAUCAGUCAGUCCACCUUGUUGCCAGUGAGGGGCUAGAGGCAUAUCUCCCCCUUGCUGAUAUGAUUGAUAUUUCUGCUGAAGUUGAACGCCUUUCCAAACGCUUGUCUAAAAUGCAAAUGGAAUAUGAGGGACUUAAAGCUCGCCUCAGUUCUCCAAAAUUUGUAGAAAAGGCUCCAGAGGAUAUUGUUCGUGGGGUUCAGGAAAAAGCAGCUGAAGCAGAAGAGAAAAUAAAUCUUACCAAAAACCGUUUGGCUUUCCUCAAAUCAACUGUUCUGGUUUCAAAAUAGGCUUCAUUCAUAACUCUUUGGUGUUUUAUCCUCAGAACCCGGCUUCUCCACCAGACCAAUUUCCAUUUCUACAGGAGUUACAAAUCAUGCACUAUAAUUGAAAGAGAUGGUUGUAAAUCAUGACAUUGGGUGAUGGAAAUAACCAGUCAGCUGAAAGAAGGAACGGGAACUGGUCCAAAUGAUUUCUGAAGAGGAAGAGUAAUUGCUUUUUCACUUGUUUCAAUAGAAAAGGUUCAAGCCCAUCAUUAAUUGAAUGCAGAACUCAACUGUUAUUAGCGGUUCUUUCCUUCACUAAAGUUGUAAGAAGAGAUCAUAGUUAUGUAAUAUCAAUGUAUAUGUUUCCAGAUUCUUCUUUAGUCGUCCCUUUAUUUAUAGUUAUCAAUUGGCUCAUCUCGGUCCUUCUGCCUUUAUUCAUAUAUAUAUUUCAAAAUCUGGGAACACAUUGGUUUCUAUGGAUCUUUGGAAAUGGUCAUAAGAGUGCAAAACCAUCGAGCGAAAACUGAACUGGCAGAUUUUGUUUAUGAGAUUACAAUGUAUGUAAUUGUAGAAAAUAUAAUUCCUUUCAGAUG
This is a messenger RNA of Rubroshorea leprosula, 3537 nucleotides long. The record is from the annotation of a GenBank genome assembly. NCBI's taxonomy places the organism in Eukaryota, Viridiplantae, Streptophyta, Magnoliopsida, Malvales, Dipterocarpaceae.